CUUGUUGAUUUCUGAAGAGUAAAAACACUGAUGCUCUGAUGUUACUUUUGUUUCAGAGGAAAGAUGCAUGCCUUCCUGAUGAUUGGCUGCUUUCUCCUCGCCGCUUCAGAGUACUUACUCGGCUCCGCCCACAUGAUCCCCGACGAGAGACUCUCCACCAAUAGGGUUGUUGUAACUAACGCUCUGUCUCAAAGCCUGGACAUAGACUCGCCCCCUGUUGUUAUGGUUGAGUUACCUAAAUCUGUGAAGAAAACCAAGAAAGCAAAGAAACAAAAGAAGAACAAAUUCGGUGUGAAGAAGCGUCCUCCUCCUCCUGCUGACUGCAUCAACCUGUGGGAAAACUGUAAACCAGACCACGUGUGCUGUGAUUUCUGCGCCUUCUGCCAGUGUCGGCUCUUCAGAACUGUGUGUUUCUGCAGAAUGGGCAACCCUCGCUGCUGAACAUCCACCCGCAGCCUGACCCAGCUCAGAGCUAACAGAACAAAACCAACGAACCACUUGAA
Molecule: messenger RNA, 503 nt
Organism: Scomber japonicus (chub mackerel)
Lineage: Eukaryota; Metazoa; Chordata; Actinopteri; Scombriformes; Scombridae
Gene: asip1
Product: agouti signaling protein 1
Exons: 3
Coding region: 64-441 (125 amino acids)
Biological process (GO): hormone-mediated signaling pathway; positive regulation of melanin biosynthetic process; melanosome organization
Cellular component (GO): extracellular region
Molecular function (GO): melanocortin receptor binding; neuropeptide hormone activity
Source: RefSeq, a predicted model, not a curated record